Messenger RNA from Teleopsis dalmanni, 2264 nucleotides. RefSeq lists its product as uncharacterized. Bases 165 to 2090 code for a protein of 641 amino acids. The record is from RefSeq and is a predicted model, not a curated record. Lineage: Eukaryota; Metazoa; Arthropoda; Insecta; Diptera; Diopsidae. The transcript is spliced from 4 exons.
UAUUGUAAGCAGUAUACAGUUAGAAAUAAAAUUAUGUUUAGAUAAGUUCACAAAAUUACAGUUUUUAACUGUAGAAGACAGCAUAUAUUUUUUAAAGAUCUGUAAUAUUUAAUAGGAAGCUGAAAAAUUGCAAGUAAAAGAAUUGAAAAAAAGAAAAAUUCACAAUGCCGGUCAAAAGAAAUUUGGGUACAGUUGAAGAUGAGGGUUAUUCCACUACACAAAACGUUGAUGAAGCGCAGCUGUUAGGUUUGAGCUCAACUAGUGUAUUAGACACAAGCGAUGUGAUUAGCGAUGAUUUUCCAAGAAUUCCGAUAAAAAGUAAAAAACCCUUGGACACCAGUACCAGUGGUGCAUUAGAAACUAGAAAUGUGAUUGGUGGAAUCCUUUCAAAAAUUCUCACAAAAGACAAGUUGUUUAAUUCUAGCUCAACUGUAACUGACUCUACAUUACAAAGUAGCGAUGUGACUAGUGAUAUAUCAAGUGAUGUCGAAGAAAAAUACUUUACAGCAGAAAGUAUAGAUAAAGCUUAUAUUGAUUUUCUUAGAAACUAUAUGAAUCUACAAAACGUCAUUGGGGAGAAGUCUGAAGUAGAAAACAAUGUCAUAUUACAGGAUAACAAUACUGCUAAAAUGACUGAUGCAGAUAAUGUUAGUGAGAAUUCAUCUAGUGAUAUCGAUGAAAAGUACUAUACAGCCGUGAGUCUAGACAAAGUAUAUUGCAACUUUAUAAAAAAAUGUGCUCAUGUUUCUAACAACGCUGAAGAAGAGCCUAAUGCAUUAAUUCAGAAACAUCUCACUGCAGUUGAAGGUAACAAUCUUACAAAAAAAUGCAUAAAUGCACUGAAAAGUAUUGAGGUUAGAUCAGAUGAGAUCGAAAAAAACUAUUAUCCGACAAUAGAUAUGGCUGAUAGUAUUUCCCCAGUAUGUGCAUAUGUGACCAGCAGCAACGGAUCUAAGGCCAAUAUGAUCAUAAAUGAAGAUUUCAAUCCAACAGAAAGCAAUGCAGCCAUAGAUUAUAGACAUCUAAAAAAAUACACAGAUGCAUACUUUGAUAAAGUAAACUCUAAUACGAUCAUAAAAGAACACGACAUGGUUAUCGAAAGUGAUAAUAUUCCUACAACUAGCGCAACGGUAUUAACCGUCAAUCGUGUAAAGCCUAAUGUGUUAUUGGAUGAGUUCUUUAAGGCUGCAGAAUGUAACCAAAUAGAAAAUUCUAGUCAUAAUGUAUGUGCAGACCCAAUGAGCUAUGAUAAUGUGAAUGGUAUCGAUAUAUCAAGUGUAUAUGAACCAAAGUCUGAUGUGAUAAUUAAAGAAUACUUUAAUGCUAUAGGACGUAAUCAUAUCCAAGGUCACUCGGAGGUGAAAUCCAAUAAAAAAACCAAAGAAAGUUUAAAUGUAGCAGAAUGCGAUGGUCAAGCGAGUGAUAGUCAGUUAAGAAACCGUAAAGAUACAAGAGAUGAUAAAUUGAUAGGCACUGACCCAAUGGAAGAUUCCACUGAUGAUCAAAUAAAAAAGAAGAACGCAAAUGUCAAAAGAAUCAUUACUUACAUUUGGGCGUUGACAACAUUAAUUUUAUUUGUCGUUGGUUACAUUUUCUUCAUAAAAUAUACCGACUCAAAGGUAACACAGGAGCAAAUUAUUGUUACCAGUAAUCAUACCUCAGAGGAGAAACCGACAUACAUGUAUUGUAGGUCCAUUGCUUUUAAUGAAACUGAAAAUAUUGUAUGGACGUUGGUAGAUGCAAAUGAUCCAAUUAAAAGAACUAAGAUAUGCCAUACCCGUCUGGUCAACGCCUAUGUACAUGAACUGACCAAUUAUUUAGUACAAAGAGUUUUAAUUGUGACUGAUUGGUGUCUGAACUUAGCACAAAGGAUGUCCAUUGUGUUUAACUUUUAUUUAAAUUUAUUUAGUAGAAGAAAGGAAGUAGAAGUAAGUGAAACGGUAACGGUAAAGGAACAUCAAAUAUUGGAUUAUCCAAAAGGUUAUGUCUCGAGGGUUAUCACAUAUCUAACAGAAUCGUUUUAUUCAAUGACUGACUGGUUCGUGACUCACUGCUUUAAUGUACGCGGUAAUUCAAAUAUAUUGAAAUGAGAAAUGCUGUCAUUUCAACUCAUCAGCAUUUUUUCAAAAAUAUUCCAAAAUGCAAGGAUAUGACGGAUAAAAAUUUUAUACAUCAAUGCUUCUAUAAUAUAAUUAAUCUAUUUUAAAAUUUUGGAACAGUUUUAGAAAUUAUUGUUUGCAUAAUAAAGCUAAUAAUACAGUUAA